AUGAAUUAUGUAAUGGAAAGAAAUAUUAAGUUACAAUUUUUUAUUAAAAUCGCUGUGUUUAUUCUGUUAUCUUGGACAUGCUAUUUAAAAGAUGAAGCUAGAACACUUAACAAAUCUUUGGAUGAAGAUUUCUAUCUUGGUAGUAACUUAAAUAUAAGAAAUUAUCGAUUACUAACAAGAUAUAAAUAUAAUAUGGAUUCAAUUAUUGUACUGUUAAAAGAUUUACUAAAUGAUGAAGAGUAUGAAAAGAAGUAUAUAUUUAAAAAUGAAGAGUGUUCUUCAAGUAAAAACAAACAGUCACAUAGAAAUCUAAAUUCGAUGCAGAAGAUAUGGAUUAUAAUUAUGAUAUAUCUGAUGAAAAUUAUUCGUAUUUUAAAAAAAAAAGGACCAAGAAUAGAGUAUGUUAAUUUUUUGGGAAAUAUGAGGAAAAAUAAUAAUAUAGGUUUAAGAAAAGGGAAAUUACAAAAAUGUGUAAUAAAAGCUACUAUGAUUUUUAUUGUUAUAUUGGUAGUAAUACGAACAUUAACAUUAAAAGUAGUAGGAGGGUGGUCAGAAAAUGAUAGUGCUAGAAAUUCUUUAAGGGGUGUUGGAUAUGUGAGGAGCGUAGGAUAUAUAGGAGCAGAAUUUUUCUUUAAUAUAAUAUCAUAUUCUAUACCUACCCUUAUAUUAUUUUUUGUGCUUGUACCAGGAAUACAUAAGAUUUUCAGAAAUAAGGGAAAAUAUAAAAAAUUUUGCUUAGGAAUAUAUGAAAUGAUUUGUAAGAAUAACUUUUUUUCUACAGAGAAAUUUUUAAUAAGAAGUAAUAUCUAA
Plasmodium malariae is the source of this 810-nucleotide messenger RNA. The record is from the annotation of a RefSeq genome assembly. Lineage: Eukaryota; Apicomplexa; Aconoidasida; Haemosporida; Plasmodiidae.